Molecule: messenger RNA, 9290 nt
Organism: Chlorocebus sabaeus (green monkey)
Lineage: Eukaryota; Metazoa; Chordata; Mammalia; Primates; Cercopithecidae
Source: RefSeq, a predicted model, not a curated record
UUGAAUUAUCAUACUUUUCUGAAAGUAUUUUUAUGCUUAAAUUCUUUGAUUCUGAAGAGUACAGUGUAUGUUUGUAGAUGUACUUUCUUAAGACUAAAUUCUGUAUGAGGAAAUACAAAAAGAUUUGUUUCUAAUGGCAACUUGAGAUGAAAUAUAAAACUAGAAUCUACAGAUAACAUUAUUUUAAAUAUCAUAGUAUGGAUACUCUUCUUUUCUCCCUCUCAUACAAAAAUAUCAUUACCUAAUUUUCUAGUUCACUGGAAAGGUGUGGACUGGAGUGAAAGGAGGUAUUCCCCACCUUGACCUUCCCAGAGGAAGUUUGCGAAUUACUCUCCAUGCAUUUGAAAUGGUGUCUAAAUACGGAAUCAUUUGGGACUAAAUUGGGACUAAACCACAUUGCAGGGAGAUGGCCUCUGAGGCUUACAUGAAUCUGCCUAAAGUGGCCUGUUCGAUCAUCAAGCACAUUUCAAUGCUGAUACCAUGCUUGGCACUCUGCUGGGCACGGCAAUCAAUCCUUCAAACAGAAUGACAAGAUCUGUUAUCUUUGAUCUGUCAUUUUUGCCAAAGGAAAAUACCUAAAGGAAGAGCAAAAAUUAGUGAUUGCUGGAAAAGGCAUAGACAGCUAGAUUUCGAACAGCACCAGUCAUCUUCCAAUGAAGGAAGGAGGAAAAGAUGGCAACUGGACAUCUGUAAGGCAGAGUAUUAAGCCACCCAAGAAAGUCUAUUCAUCCAUUGGCAUAUUUAGGCUCAUAGAAUGGUAAGUUUGAAAGGAAUUUUAGGGAACCAGAGUGAGGUUCUGAAACUUGCAGAUGGUCACAUAGGUCUUAAAUCAUAAAUAAUAAAAUCUCUCUGCUACACAUAGGAGAGGACAGCAUAACAGUAAAGAGCAUGGUUUCAGAGAAAGAUCACUUUUGGCUGAAUCCAGUUUCUGCCUCUUAGUGUCUGUAUAAUUUGGGGCAGUCAUUUAACCUUUCUGUGCCUUAGUUUCCUCAUUUGAAAAAUGAAGACAAUAAUAUACUUAUUUCAUACAGUUGUUCUGAGGAUUAAAUACUGUAGCCUAUAAAAAGAGAGACUGCAAAUGCCUAGAACAUAAUAAAUAGCUAUAAUAUAUAAUACGAAUUAUUAUUAUUAAUACUACCAGCACAGAAAACCAUUUCUACUUCUUCAUGUGAUACAAGUUCAAUGUAUCCAUUUAUAAUUUGGAAAAGUUGAAUGAGAACCAAGUCCUUUAUGUGAACAAAAGAUUAUAGUCAAAUGAAAAUGCUAUAUCCUGGUGAACAUUCUUCAUAUAGCCUUUCUAGAGCCUUAAAUAUUAUCAGUUGAAGUUGUUAUUUAAGUAGCAGUCUAUUCAGACUUCUGAUAUGAAGAAUUUGCCUUUAACAGAAAAUAUCCAUGUUAUCCUAAGUUAUAAAACCCAGUGACCCUGGCUUGAGUAUUCUCCCCAGAAGCUUCUACUGUAUGCUGAGCACAGAAUAAAGAUAUACAUUGAAGAAAAUUUAUUUCGGAUAUUAUAGAUUGGAGGCAAAGCUAUAUGUGGAAGCAGGCCAUGAAAAAUGCAACCUCAACUUUCCUUUUGAACCCAUAGUAAUUUAUCUCAGAAACAAUGUUGAGUUCCCUGAACUGUAAGGUAAGUAACUUGCCCCAAGCUUUAAAUCUUCUGUAAGGAAUAAGUCAUUGCUGUGCCUUGUGCUUUAAGCACUGUGCUCCAUGUGUUGGAACUGUGAACAUUACCUGGCAUACUUUAGGGAGGUGAGAAUCUGAAGCACAAUGUGAUUAGGCUAAAUUCUCCAGGAAAAAAAAUACUUUGUAGAUGAGGAAUCAUCAACAUUAAUCAAUCAGUCACAAUAUCUCAUUUAAGGAUAAACUGUCCUGGAGGUACUGAAACACUUAUUCACUCAUUCAAACAUUUUGACUACUUUCUUUAUUCAUGUAUUCUAGGCCUAUUUACUGAGCAUCUACUUCAUGGCAGGCACUGUGCUAGGCACUGAGGAUGUGGUGGUGAAUGCAAUGAAGUCACUCUGCUGGUGGAGCUGACCCUCUUUUGGCCACACCCUGUAUCAGAGAUACACAGAUGAAUUAAAUCCAGGCCUUCUCUGUAAGGUGUUCGGGAUUAAGAGAGAGAAAAGAAAAUGGCAACAGAAUUUGGUGUGGUCAGGGGUAUGGGACUACUGUGACCUCUGAAGGCCAGGAAGGGUUUCCUAGAGAAAUGAGUUUCAAAUUUACUUCUGAAGGGCAAAGAAGAGUCAAUCAGUAGUUAUUCUAGGCAGAGAGAGAACAGCUUUUACCAAGGCACACAAAGGUGAGAAGAAACUGCUGAUGGCUGCCUGGCCAGACAAUAAAUCUGGAGAGUUAUAAAGAGACCAGAAGAUGAAAGGUCUUGAAAUCAGGUUGCAUAGUUUUAUACUUUAUCCUAGGACAACUAGAUGCUAAUGAUGGAUGUUAAUCAAGGAGUGACAUAAACAUAUUUCAACUGUAAUACAGAGAAUGGGUUGAAAUGCAGAGAAUGGACUGGCAGCAAGCAUACCAAUAGGGAAAAUGUCACAGGACUGAACAGAUGAGUAGUGAUGCAGUCUAAACAAAGACAGUGAUCAUGGGGAUGGAAAUAACCGGGCAAGUUUGAAAAACAUUACGGAAGUAAUUGCCUGGUAGCCGCCAGUAAGAGAGAGGGUGGAAUGAUAGUUGACUCCCAGGUUUCUAGCAUGGGAAACUGCGUAGAAGAUGAUGUCAUUCACUAAGAGACAAAGGCGGAGGAGCAAAUUCAGGAUAAGGAACCAUGAUUAGUUUAGUUUUGAACAUAAUGAGUUUGUGUUGUCUGUGAGUCAAAUAAGUGGAGAUGUUCAGUAGGUUGUAGAAUGUGCAGCCUGAAGAUCUGAAGGGAGCUAUGGACUGAUGUUGUAGAUGGCAGAUCAUGGGGUCAGGAUCUUGGAAAACACUAGCAUUGAAGAUGUGAGCACAGAAGGAGAAGAUUGAGCAGAGAGGGACAAAGGGCUAGGUGACAAAUCAAAGGUAAAUGGAGUUACAGAAAAGAAUGGGAAAAAGGGAGAAGGAGGUCUAAGAAAGAUGAUGUAUUCAGCAUUAAAUAUUGAGAAAGCUCACCUACAGUAGGUGCUGAAGUUUGUUUGUUGGAUGUAGUAACAAAAAUGACGUUUACUAGUAGAGUGACCAUCUGUCUGAGUUUGCUUGGAACCUGUUGUUCUAGCAUCAUUAUUAUUAACACGUUGUAGUGCCUAAGUUUGGAUAAUAAGUUAUAUCAUCAUUCGUGUCAUUGAUGAAUGUGAAUAGUUUCAGCAGCAUAUGAAAGAUAGAUUGCAAUGAGUGUAGGGAAGAACUGGAGAAGGAAGACACGAGGUGAGGCCAUUUUCUGAAAGGGCUGUUGGAGAAGGAAUUUUAACGUUAGGUGGGCAUUGAACUAGACAGAUUUUGAAAUUUCUUCCAAUUCUGGGAAGAGUUGGUAGUACUAUUUUCCUUUACUGUUAUGAGUCCUCAAAACUAGUGAGAAGUAAGGAUCUUCUGUUUCUUACAGAACAUCACAGAGCUAAAUUCUAUUUUCUUACAAGUUAUUUUACGAAGCCAAUAUUUUAUAAAUGAAAUUAUUUUUCUUAUUCUAUUGUCUUGAAAAUGAAUACCAGUUACUUAAACUGUCUUUUAUCUCCUCCAUAUACAAAGAUAUAUAAAGUAGAAAUAAGUAAGCUCAUUGUCUCUCUUAAGAAAUUACUGUUAGUCCUAAAUUAAGCAGAACAAUCAUCAUUUAAGUAAUUUUAUAUGAUAAAGCAUUACCAAUAAUGAUUAGAUUGGGAGUCAAUAUUCUGCCUCUUAUUGCAGAUAAGAUUGAUGUAAGAAAGCUAGGAAAAAUAAAUGCUUUUAAGUUUAUUUAUACUUAGUGUGUCUUCUGAUUUUUGGAACUUCCAGGUUAGACCAAACAGAUGGCUGCAAGAGUUUAAGCAUUUAUAUUUAAAAUAAGAUACACACAGUAUGGGUGUUCCUCUGUAUACCAUUUUGGUGGAGAAAUCAUAAAGGAUGUAUCUGAGGGGAUUAAAAUAUCAUAAGUAAAAGAGCAUCUUAGGAAAACAGGCAGGUUAUAUACAAUGGAAGGAUUUUUAAGCCUAUAUGGAUAUUGGGUUGGGUAGAGAGCGAAUCAAGAGUCUCAAGUCCCUCUGCUUUCGUAGUUAAAAGAAUGACAAAUGCAAAUAAUAAAGCCAUUUGCAAAUGUCCCUGUAAGCCUCCUUGCCCAUCGUUGAAUUUGUUAUUGGAGGUCAAGUUUCCAGCCACAAGCCCGUUCCCAUCCUGACUCUUCACAUAUACUGGUGGAGGACUCCUGUGAGUCAUGAACACUGGUGGGGUUAAAAUAGGGGAAGUUUUUUAUAGUUAAGAUGCAAAUGGUUGGCUUUAAGAAAGUGGGGGAAGGGGUAUUUCUGUGAAAGAUACUUCUGUUUGAGAAAAGAGACCAAUGGGAAGCAUUAAAUUGUACCAUAGCUAUAAUUUCUCUUCCAUAUCUAGGCCUGUGAGUGGUCCCAUAAAGCAUGCUGUUACAGAGAAGUAUCCUUCUCUCCUCUCACUGUUUCUUAAGUAAGCAAUGGCCUCAGUUUUGCUUCUCUUUUGGAUGAACACCACCACAUAGGGCCUGAAUGUGAAAGAAGACCCUCUAUUUGUCUGUUCCAGGGCAGUCUGGUAGUAAAACACCGUUGAAUGGGAUACAGUUUCAGCAGACCAUCAGGUGAAUGGGACCAGUCUCUCUUCUUCCAAAAUAUCAGAAGUUAAGCACUUGGAACGGAGAUUUGGCCAAGAUGACCCAUUUACAGGCUGGACUCAGUCCAGAGACUAUAGAGAAAGCUCGCCUGGAACUGAAUGAAAACCCAGAUGUUUUACAUCAGGAUAUUCAGCAAGUCAGGGACAUGAUCAUCACCAGGCCUGACAUUGGAUUUUUACGUACAGAUGAUGCCUUCAUCCUGAGAUUUCUCCGAGCCAGGAAGUUUCACCAAGCGGAUGCCUUUAGACUCCUGGCUCAGUAUUUCCAGUACCGCCAACUAAACCUGGACAUGUUCAAAAACUUCAAGGCAGAUGAUCCCGGCAUUAAGAGGGCUCUGAUCGAUGGAUUCCCUGGGGUGCUGGAAAACCGAGACCAUUACGGCAGGAAGAUUCUUUUGCUGUUUGCAGCCAAUUGGGAUCAGAGUAGGAACUCCUUCACAGACAUCCUUCGUGCCAUCUUGCUGUCGUUGGAAGUUCUAAUCGAAGAUCCGGAGCUUCAGAUAAAUGGCUUCAUUUUAAUUAUAGACUGGAGUAAUUUUUCCUUCAAACAAGCCUCCAAACUGACACCUUCAAUCCUUAAACUGGCCAUUGAAGGGUUGCAGGACAGCUUUCCUGCCCGCUUUGGAGGAGUCCACUUUGUCAACCAGCCCUGGUACAUUCAUGCCCUCUACACACUCAUCAAGCCAUUUCUUAAAGACAAGACCAGGAAACGGAUUUUCCUGCAUGGAAACAAUUUAAACAGCCUUCACCAGCUAAUACACCCUGAAUUUUUGCCUUCUGAGUUUGGAGGAACUCUUCCUCCUUAUGAUAUGGGAACUUGGGCCCGGACGUUACUCGGUCCUGACUACAGCGAUGAAAAUGACUAUACUCACACAUCCUAUAAUGCAAUGCACGUGAAGCAUACAUCCUCAAACCUGGAGAGAGAAUGCUCACCCAAGCUGAUGAAAAGAUCUCAGUCUGUGGUAGAAGCUGGGACCCUGAAACAUGAGGAGAAGGGAGAGAAUGAGAACACUCAGCCACUCCUGGCUCUGGACUGAACCCUGAGUCACACCAAUGCUCCCGCACACUGGCCUUCAGUGGUAUCAGCCACCCAGGAAGCACAUGCGCAACUGACCCAUACAGACCCGUGUGUUCUGCUUGACACAAGGUCCUCCACUCCUGACCCCCUGCAGUGACUGUCACCAGCCAUCGGUCUGAGCAGCCAAAGUUGGACAAAGACUUGAGAGAUGCUUUUUUUUUUCCCUCCCGCAGUGAGGGGACUGGAGGAUGAUGCAAGGCAUUUAUGUAAAAAAGAUUAUACUUCCUAUUUAUGGUAGUAAAUAAAUUGAAAAAGUAAAAAACUAAAUUUGAUGCACACACUGCAUUAGGACAAGAAUUUUUCUGAGGUAUCACACAAGGACCCUCUCCGGUUUUGGAAAAUUAACUGCAUUUCCAAGUAAAUGUAUCAGAGUUAAACUGUGCAGACACCACUGUCAAGUUUCAUGUAGUACAAAGCCCUGAGACAAUAGCAUUUCUGGUAAUUUCCAUUCUUACUGAAUUAUUUCCUUUGACCUCAUCACCAGCAUUGAAUUGUUCAGCCUAAGAGCAUGUUCUCAUAGGUCUGGGUAUUUGCAAAGUUUGCUUAUUUUGAUAUCCUGCAAAAAAAUUAUUUUGAUGUUACAUCUCUUGUCAGGCCACUAGCUGACUGUCAGGAGCUGACUUUAAAGGAAGACACAUGCACAUGAAAUACAAUUAUUUCAUCUGAGCAAUGUGAGUUUCCACAGGCAGUUCAAGAGCCAAUUAGUGCAGCGUGUGUCUGCAGAGGAGCUGUCUCAUUGAAAACACAUGUCAGUGAUUAAUGAAUCCAUUCCAGUUGUCUCAACUGGGUCACUACAGCAAAGAAAAGUGCUAUCAAACCAUUUACCCCUUGUCCCCCAACCCUCCUGCAGCCAUUAAAGAUGUGGAGAAAGAAUGUGGUUGUUGCUCCAAGGGUAAAUAUUCAAUCAUGGAGCAAGACCCAUAUGGAUGUUUAAAUAUGCAAGUACUGAAAUAAGAGAAGACUAGAAAUGCAAGAUGAAAUGUCAAAGGUCAUUUUAUUUACCUAUUCUCCUUCGAAAUGGAGUCCCUAACUAUCCAUUCAAAAGAAAUCAGAUAUAAAAUAAACGGACAUCAUACGAUAUGAUAUUCUUACUUGUGCCAUGUUUUCCAAGACCGGUGCAUAUUUUUAGAUAUCUCUUAUUUGCCCAGCCAUCUGCAUGACAUGGGUAUUUAUUAGUAUGACCAGUUGGUGCUCAAUGUCAAACAAAAAUAUUUUAGUGAAUAAUGGGCAGUAAAAUAUGAUUUUACAUUUUAAAUAUUUGGGAGAGUUAAUUUGUUAGCUAAAUAAUUCAAGGGAAAGAGAUUAUUCAACUCAUCAAAAUCACCCCUGAUAAUGUUAUUACUAAUCUUAAUUAUUUAUUACAUCUCUUUCCCAAUGGAUCUAAUAUUUUAAUUUUUUUUUCCUAUUGGUAGAGAAUAAUAACAGAAGUAAUUUUUAUAUUACAUCCCUGGAGAAAUAAAGUUGAAACAGAAUUAAAAAUACUUCUCAAACAACUGUAUCACAAUAUAAAUUAAAUUAAUUCAUUUUUGUGUAGACGUUGGAAAUCAGAAAAAUAAUAACAUUGAAAUAAUUCUACCAAUGCAGCGACAGAAACACUUUUCUUAUGUACCAAGACAUAGGUAAGAGAAAGAAAGAAUUAAAGUGAAUUAGAAAAUCCAUUUUAUUGCUUGAGUUUAAAAUAGUUAUGGGAUACAAGUAUUUACAAUGCUAUUGGAGUCAAUUAUUGACAACACUUUGCAACAGUAAUGCCAUUUCUAGUUUUUCAAUUGGCAAUACUUAGAACCCUACUGUAGUGACCUGAUUUUAAAUACCAUAUUUACUAAAUUAAGAGCUAGUUUUUACUCUCUUCCAUAAUUUCAUUACAUGAAUGUAAGAUGAUGGCUCAACAAUGACGACUUAUAGUUUGAAUUUCUUUAUGUGUAUGCAAUAUACAUAUGAGAACCAAAUUCAACAAGUGACGCGAAUGUUACUACAUGAGCAUUGAAUUGUAUUGCCCUUGUCAGUUAUUUCCUCUGUUCAAUAAAUACUGAAGGACACAAAUACUUUUUUACUUUUCAAGAGUUUGCCUUCUCUUCUCGAUUUUAUUUAUUAAUUUGGAUAUUUUUCCUCCCAUGCCUCUUCAUCUGAUUUAGUGGGAUGUUUUCAAUACCAGCAAAACAAAAGAACAGGAAAAGUAUUUUGCAAACUUAUCCACUGGAAGCUAAUGUCCUUAAGGUCAAGCAAAAAGAGUCAAUUUCAAUUUCAAAGAGCUGUUCUUUAAAUGAGAUAAAGAAAGUCUCCUUUUGUUUUUAGAUGGAAAAGAAAGCACACGUUUUUUCUACCUGUGAAUGAAAUUUGGUGACCUCUGUGCCAGUCCUGCAGCAAUUUUGUUCAUAUUGGUUUAGAAUUCAGUGCAUGAAUAUCAUUACAUUCUUAUAGCUAACAUUUCUAGUUAGCUUUGAUUCAAAACAUACAAAAUCUGAUGCAUUAAUACUUUACUAAAUUAAUGACUUGAUCAUCUUUGGAAUGAGUAGGCAAGAUGAUUUUUAACUGUUAUUUCUAUGUUGUGGGUAAUGUUAAAACUAAAUAUAGAAGAUAAAAAUUGCUAUUUCACAGCGAUGUUUAAAAUGGCAGAGGCUUCUCAAGCCAGAGAGAUGGGACAGUCUUCCAAACUCUUUCAUCAAAAACGAAAGCAAUCUGGACCUCCUACACCCAGGACAAAGAUCCUGGCAUUCUUGGUAACCUUUUACUCUGCCAUCCUUAACAUUUCUACAGAAGUGUGGCAGAAAUCAUCUCCAAGACUGAAAGCUGGCUUCCUGUCAUUCACAUGAAUCUACCAUAGGCAAAGACACUGUAUUCUCAGCCCUUGCCUCAUGGAUGGCGAAACAGCCAGGAGCCUGACACCCUAGCAGCCACCUAUCCACCUAACCCUGAAAGAACAUAUUUUUAUUUCCAUGAACUAUACUUUUUCCCCGGAAGCUCUAAUAAUUCGCAUAAAAAUUUACAUCUGGGACUUCUAUAACAAUAUAAGAUAAUUCCAUGCUCUUUUUUCAGUGUGAAAAGUUCCUCUUUGAAAGAAAUAGGAUUUUGUCAAUAUCCCCACCACUAGCAUAGUGAGAAGAGGAUCUCAAUCAAGAUAAAAAAACCCAAAUGACUGGAGAGUUGGGAUGGGUACAGUUCAUAGACACUGGCAUAAUGACCUCUUUCUUUUUUGUAUUAGGAAAAUAAAACUGCUUUUUUCAUGAGUGUCUUUUACUAAGAAGAAUUAAAAGAGGGACGUCUGAGUUUCCCAGUAAUGCUACCGUUAAACAGCUAGAAGUAAAGCAUUUAUACAGCUUGUCAUUAAAAUCAACAAAAACGUAGUGGUACAUGAUGACAAAAUAGUCUAGCUACACUAGAAAAAUAUAACUGCAUAGAAAAAUUACAAACUAAAGCAAUCCAUUCACAGUUUCUACAUAUGUUCUCUUUAUACACUGAAUUAGAUCUA